AUGGAAAUCGAAUCUAUUAACCCUGGCGACGGCGUUAGCUUUCCGCAGCAAGGCCAGACCGUGUCCGUGCUUUACAAGGGCACGUUUCCCGACGGAAAACCGUUCGACUCGAAUCAAAAUCGUGAACAUCCGUUUCAGUUCAAGCUAGGCGCCGGUGAGGUGAUCCGUGGCUGGGACGAGGGAGUAGCUAUGAUGAGCAAGGGCCAGAUUGCCAAGCUCACGCUGUCUCACGAGUAUGCGUACGGUGAACGAGGACAUCCGCCUGUGAUCCCGCCGAAGGCUACGCUCAUCUUCGAGGUGGAGCUGCUGUCCUUCAAAUAG
This is a messenger RNA of Peronospora farinosa, 321 nucleotides long. Lineage: Eukaryota; Oomycota; Peronosporomycetes; Peronosporales; Peronosporaceae. The record is from the annotation of a GenBank genome assembly.